Messenger RNA from Nematolebias whitei (Rio pearlfish), 1015 nucleotides. Its product is annotated as acidic leucine-rich nuclear phosphoprotein 32 family member B. The record is from RefSeq and is a predicted model, not a curated record. Gene Ontology annotation, cellular component: nucleus. The coding region runs from base 103 to 849 and encodes 248 amino acids. NCBI's taxonomy places the organism in Eukaryota, Metazoa, Chordata, Actinopteri, Cyprinodontiformes, Rivulidae. Gene Ontology annotation, molecular function: histone binding. Gene Ontology annotation, biological process: regulation of apoptotic process. The transcript has 7 exons.
AACUUCACUUUGGUUCCGCGUGUUGAUGUUGAAGAGAUAGGACCGAGGAGAAACUGUUUUCUGCAGCAUAGAGCGUCAAACUCGGGUCGAAAGUAGCGGAAAAUGGACAUGCAGAAGCGGGUUUCUUUAGAGCUGAGGCACCGGUCUCCAGCGGAGGUCCAGGAGCUGGUUCUGGACAACUGUCGCUCCAGCGAGGGGAAGAUCGAGGCAAUCACGGAGGAGUUCUCCAACCUGGAGCUGCUCAGCCUCAUCAACGUCGGGCUGACCAGCGUGGCAGACAUCCCCAAGCUAGCCAAACUCAAAAAGUUGGAGCUGAGUGACAACAGGAUAUCGGGCGGUCUGGAGGUUCUGGCGGAGCGGCUGGUGAACCUGACACACCUGACCCUGAGCGGAAACAAGUUCAAAGACCUGAGCACGCUGGAGCCGCUGAAAAAGUUGCCUCAGCUGAAGAGUCUGGACCUGUUCAACUGCGAGGUGACCAACCUGGGCGACUACAGGGAGUCCAUCUUUAGGCUCCUCCCCCAGCUCACCUACCUGGACGGCUACGACAUCGACGACUGCGAGGCGUCGGACUCGGACGGAGAGGCGGACUGCGUCGACGAUGACGAGGAGGAAGACGGAGAGUCUGAGGACUUCGAGGACGAGGAAGAGGAGGAUGAGGAAGAUGUAGUGGCUGAAGAGGAUGACGAUGACGAGAGCGGUGACGACGAGGACGCCGAGCUGAACGGAGACGUGGACAGUGAGGAGGAGGACGAAGACGAGGAGGACGAGGACGAGGACUCGUCUCUGGCCAAAGGAGAGAAGAGGAAGAGGGAGCCGGACGACGAGGACGAUGAAGACGAGGACUAAGCCCCGCCCCUGUGUCCUCAGCAGCUUCCUGCCUCAAACCGUCUGUUGUUGAUUUCCCGUCAUCCGUGCUCACGUUCCUCCACCUGCAGAACGAUCUGAAACGUUUCCUCCGUGGGACUUCUUGUUCUGAACUCAGGAAUAAAUCAAACUCUUGUGAUAAAUCCUC